This is a messenger RNA of Erythranthe guttata (spotted monkey flower), 466 nucleotides long. The record is from RefSeq and is a predicted model, not a curated record. Lineage: Eukaryota; Viridiplantae; Streptophyta; Magnoliopsida; Lamiales; Phrymaceae.
UCAUCCGUUACUUAUACCGUCACCUCCUCCACCGCCGCCACCGACCACCGUCACUACACCGGCGAAAAUGGGUUCCAAGCCAAGAAUCUCGUCUCCGGCGACCUCCACGAAAAGGGUGAGAAGAAAAUCAUCCAACUCAAGCACAAGGCUAAGGAAACCAGAAACCCGCCACCGUAGGGCCGGUGACGUUGAUGGCGGCGCCGCCGCCUCGGUUUCCGACAAGCUGGAGGCGCUAAAGAACCUCGUACCUUCGGACAACGUAGAGAUAAAGCCCGACCAGCUUUUUCAAGAAACCGCCGACUACAUUGUGCUUCUGAAAACUCAGGUUCUUGUUCUGCAGAAAUUGAUUGAUUUUUACGGCUCACAACCUCAUGAAAAUCUGAAUGAUGUAUAGUAAUUGCAGAAAAGGAGAAAAAUCCAGAAAAAAAAAUAUUUUUUUAUUUUAUUUAUUUUUGAAGAAAAAAAA